This is a messenger RNA of Nomascus leucogenys (northern white-cheeked gibbon), 807 nucleotides long. RefSeq names its product non-histone chromosomal protein HMG-14. Lineage: Eukaryota; Metazoa; Chordata; Mammalia; Primates; Hylobatidae. Gene Ontology annotation, biological process: chromatin organization. Gene Ontology annotation, molecular function: nucleosomal DNA binding. The record is from RefSeq and is a predicted model, not a curated record. Gene Ontology annotation, cellular component: nucleus; chromatin.
UUGCUUGCCCAGGUGAAACCCCGUCUCUAUUAAAAAUACAAAAAUCGAGCAGCUCGGGCGGCGGGAGGAGUGGCAGCGGCCAGGCAGCCCAGUUUCGCGAAGGCUCUUGGCGGGCCGCGACCCGCAGGCACCCAACACGCGCCUUCCCCGCCGCCAGGAUGCCCAAGAGGAAGGUCAGUUCCGCCGAAGGCGCCGCCAAGGAAGAGCCCAAGAGGAGAUCAGCACGGUUGUCAGCUAAACCUCCUGCAAAAGUGGAAGCAAAGCCGAAAAAGGCAGCAGCGAAGGAUAAAUCUUCAGACAAAAAAGUGCAAACAAAAGGGAAAAGGGGAGCAAAGGGAAAACAGGCCGAAGUGGUUAACCAAGAAACUAAAGAAGAUUUACCUGCAGAAAACGGGGAAAUGAAAACUGAGGAGAGUCCAGCCUCUGAUGAAGCAGGAGAGAAAGAAGCCAAGUCUGAUUAAUACCAUAUACCAUGUCUUAUCAGUGGUCCCUGUCUCCCUUCUUGUACAAUCCAGAGGAAUAUUUUUAUAUCAACUAUUUUGUAAACGCAAGUUUUUUAGUAGCUCUAGAAACAUUUUUAAGAAGGAGGGAAUCCCACCUCAUCCCAUUUUUUAAGUGUAAAUGCUUUUUUUUAAGAGGUGAAAUCAUUUGCUGGUUGUUUAUUUUUUGGUACAACCAGAAAAUAGUGUGGGAUGUUGAAUUAUGGGAGGCUCUGGCUGUCUCGGAUGUUAGCUUAACAUUCUGUAGAUGGGGAGUUAGUUUUUAUAUCCUAUAAUACAAAGCAUAUUAAAUGGCAAUAUGGAGUCA